CAAAGAAGGGAUAAUGUUUUUAAUUUCCACAAAGCUUUCAUUAACUUUUUAAUCCGCCAAUAAUCGCAUUCUAAUCCUCACAUAAUCUUUCGAGAAAACUGGGCUCUUCUCUCUACACUAUACAAAAUCAAGCUCUCAAUUUCUCAAUGAAUACUUGUCCAAGCCUCUUCCCAUGCCGACGCUUUCUCAAUCUCCUUGCUUCCUUUCUUUCUCUUCUCAUAAGUUCUUCUUGAUUCAAGGAGGAUGCAAGAUAAGCUGGAAUACCCGUUACCACCCGCCUCAAAAAAAUUUCAGAUUUUGUGUCUGUUCGGCAAAGAAAUCCAGGGGCGGGAGAAAGGUAAAGAGCAAUAUAGAGCUUUGCAAUGAUAUCCGAGAAUUUAUAUCAGCUGUUGGACUUCCAGAGGGUCAUGUUCCCUCAAUGAAGGAGCUUUCUGAUCAUGGAAGAACUGAUCUUGCGCACAUUGUGAGGCGGAGAGGAUAUAAAGUUAUUAGAGAUUUGCUUUCAAACUCCAUGGAAGAGGAAAUUGAUGGAUCCAAUAUAGAGAAAACCUUACCCAAAGAACAGGACACAAUCAGUGAUCACACAGACAUACUAACAGAAGGCCAGGACGAAAAGGUCGAGGAUAUUAUUGAAGAUAGUUCGUUGCCAACUGAAGUCCCCAUCAUCUAUUACCAUUCAGACAGUGCAGGCAGUAACCCAGAAUGCAACUCUAGUGAUCACAGUUCCAAGCAUACAGAAUCAUUGGUCAGAGUGUCAUUGGAUAUAGAAUGGCAAAAUGAUGAGGAUAAAAGCAUGGUCAAAGACAUAAAUUCUUCAACACCCUUAUCUAAUAUUGAACAACAGCUUGGGGAGGUUCAAAAUGUAGUUCAACAAAGAUCCUCCGCAACACCCUUUGGUAAUGUAGAACAGCAGGAUCAAGAGGCCUUAAGCGUGGUUGAAGAUAAUUCCUUGUCAACUGAAGUUUUGAUCAUGGAUAACUCGCAUGGUAGUUUGAAUGGGUAUCUUGAUCCCAACUCCGAUAUCAAUACCUUUGUGCCUAUGGAAAGUUCAGUUAAUUCUUCCCUGGGAGAAAAGGGCUUAGACAAUUCAAAAGGUCAGCAGGAGAAGGUCAACAGAAUGGCUGAAGACAUUGUGUUGCCAACUGGAGUUUUAAACUUGAAACGUCCAGCUGAUAGCCCUGUUUCAAGUCUCAACUUUGGUGAUCAUAGUAGCAUGCCUGGAGAUCCUGCAGCCAUGUCUUUGGAGGAUAAGGUGGCAAAGUUUAUUCAGAGCGGAGAUUUGGAUGUCAUUGAAGAUACUUUCUAUGGCAUAUUGGAUGAAAGCACCAAAUAUAGUGAGGGGGUUAAUGAACCAGAGAAUGAGACUGAAAUUCCAUCAAAGACACCUUCAGAAGAGAAAUCUGAACAUGCAGUUAGCAGAAGCAAUGCUGCUUUAGCAUUGAAUGGGAAUAUACCAACAUCCAAGCACAACUUGCCUCCUGUGAGGAUUUACCACCCUGCUAGGAAUGACAGUUUGUCAGAUGAAGGCCCAGCCAGUUCUGAUCUUGACAAGGAUUAUGAUGUUGAGACCAACAAGAGGGAGGAUCAGAUUGAGAUUAAUCAUCUCAAACUCAUGCUGGUAAUGCGUCAAAAAGAGUUGGAACUAUCCCGUUUGAAGGAACAGAUUGAGAAGGAAAAGCUUGCUUUAUCUGAUUUACAAACUAAGGCUGAAAGAGAGAUUAGCAAAGCUCAAAAACUUAUCUCUGAAAAAGAUGUUGAACUACUUGCUGCUGAAGAAAGCCUUUCUGGAUUGGUGGAGGUUAAAAUCCAAUACACUGGGGAUGGUGAAAUUGUGGAGGUGGCAGGUAGCUUCAGUGGUUGGCAUCACCCGAUUAAAAUGGAUCCUCAGCCAUCUUCUAGCAAUUCAGAUACUACAGGAUCAAGGAAAUCCAGAUUUUGGUCAACAAUGCUGUGGCUUUAUCCAGGUGUAUAUGAGAUAAAAUUCAUUGUCGAUGGCCAUUGGAAGAUUGAUCCUCAGAUAGAGACAGUUACCAAGGGUGGAAUUUGUAACAAUAUUCUCCAAGUUGUUGGAUGAAAGGUUUUUGGGCCUUCAUUCAUGGAAGACAUUCUAGUUCUCUGUCUAAACUUAAGUGCAGAACACUGAUAAAUUGGAUAUUGUACAGACGACAGAAAAAUUUAAGCAAGCAAGAUUUUGUGGAUUCUGGAUUAAUGCUGCAACUGUGUACCUUUCAAAUAAGAGUCUUUGCGUUCUGUGCAGCGUAUAAAAUUUUGUAUUCAUCAGGGUAGCCGUGCAUCCAUUGACAAAAACUUGGCUAGCCGCAGGUAGAAGCCCAAGGCUUGCUAUGGAGAGAGUAAUGUCAAUGUACCAUGCUACGUACUAUGCUGGUGUUACUAGUGCUAAAACGUUUGAAUUAGGUAUAGUUACUGGAUACUAGGUGAGUUUCUGAGAAGCAGUGAAAUUUAAUCAGAAGAGUUGGUCAUGUGCAUCUGAAAUUGAUUAUGUAAAUUUUGAAUUAGUAAGAAUCGUUUUGGCAGAGAUUUGGAAUCUUUAUUGAUCUUUACAUUCAUAAAUCUUCUGCUACAUGUUUAUUCAAUAGAGCAUCAAGCUUUUGUAUGCAAA
Molecule: messenger RNA, 2620 nt
Organism: Hevea brasiliensis (rubber tree)
Lineage: Eukaryota; Viridiplantae; Streptophyta; Magnoliopsida; Malpighiales; Euphorbiaceae
Product: protein PTST homolog 3, chloroplastic
Exons: 13
Coding region: 173-2074 (633 amino acids)
Source: RefSeq, a predicted model, not a curated record